GGAAAUAUCGCGAGACUUAGGUGUGGUGUGCAGAAAAUGGCUACCGACGUUCAGCUAAAUCUUGUGAAAAAGUAGACGAUGUUAUAAAUGAGUACACGAAUAAUAUCGAACAUUGUGAUACAACCAUCAUGGCAGACCUAGAAAUAGACCCUUCACAUCUUCCAGAAGAUGUCCGUGAAAAGUUGGCCGAGUUGGAUUUGGAGUUAUCCGAAGGUGACAUCACUCAGAAAGGAUAUGAAAAGAAAAGAACUCGGCUUCUUGCUCCGUAUAAUAAACAGCCAGCUCAAGGUGCUGGACCAAGUGCUCCAAGUCCAUCGACAGCAGCACACAGACGGGCACAGCGUCGUCUGACACGGGAAGACAAUAGAUAUCAUUCAGAAAUACGAACUGAAGCAGUGAUGCAAGCAUUAGCAAUGCAUAAUAAGAAGGUGCCAGUUAUGCCCCUUCCUUCUAAACGCACAUCCGUCAACUAUCCGGGUCAACAACAACGCAGAACAGAACGACAUGGCACAGAUUCUUCUUCUGAUGAUGACAGUGUUUUUGAUGAAGAACAGUUGCGUGGAUUCUCUCGUGGUGGAGCUAGAGAUAGUGGUGCCAGUUCAUCAUCUUAUGAAACAGGUGCCUCACCUCAUCACUAUGGUGAACGACCUCGUAGUCAAGGUUAUGGAGAUUUCCGUAUCCCUGGUAACACAGCUCGACAUGCUUUAGCAGACGUUAUGCAAAAUUCUAGACAUUCACAUCAUAUAUCUCAACCACCUGAUGUCACAAAUAACGCUAAAAGUUCCCGUCAGACGGAUCGUGUUGGUAGGUUUAACCAAUCAUCUGUUAGAAUGACAGCAACAGGAGCUGUGACAGGAUUGGCUGAUGAUGAUGCUCCAAGACAUGGUAAAGUUUCUGCUAAAAUACAACAACUUCUAAACACAUUAAAGAGACCGAAAAGACGGCCAUUAAAAGAAUAUUUUGUAGAUGAAGAAGAUGCCACGCUAGAAAUGCCUUCCACCGAUCCAAAUGCACCGAAACCAGAAGGUAGUGAAUUAACACCAGUAGCAGGAGAACAACUUGUGAUACCAUCAGGAUUACCGCGUAAUUUAGAAGCAGCGUUACAGAGAUAUGGAUCAUCUACAUAUAAAGCCAAUGCCAUAACAGUACUUGAUCAAAACGGAAAACCUUCACUUAAUUUAACUUAUGGUAAAUUAUUGAAUAGAAGUCAUAAAAUAGCGUAUAAUUUAUUGAAUAAAGUCGGACAGAAGGAAGGUAUUGGUGUCAAACAAGGAGAUAGAGUAGCAUUAGUUUACCCUAACAACGACCCUAUAUCAUAUAUCUGUGCGUUUUAUGGCUGUAUAACAGCAGGAGUGGUACCAGUACCGGUAGAAGUUCCGUUAACGAAGAGGGUAUAUCAACGUAUUGUACAGAAUGAUGCUGGAGGUCAGGGAGUAGGGUUUUUAUUAGGAAGUUUAAGCGUCAACUGGGCGUUGACCUCCGAAGCAUGUUUUAAGGGUUUACCAAAAUCCAACAGUGGAGAAGUUCUAGUUUUUAAAGGUUGGCCGAAGUUAAAUUGGUUUGUUACAGAAAAUUUAAGUAAAGCACCAAAAGAUUGGCAGGCAUUAUCUCGUGUAUCAGAUGAUGUACCUGCUUAUAUAGAGUAUACUAUAAAUAAAGAUGGCAGUACCGUGGGUGUCACGGUAACCAGAAAUACCAUGUUAUCACAUUGUCGGACGUUAACCGUUGGCUGUAAUUAUACAGAAGGAGAAGUAAUGGUGUGUGUUUUAGAUUUUAAAAGAGAAGUUGGUCUCUGGCAUGGUAUACUUUGUAGUGUUUUUAAUGGUAUGCAUGUGAUAUUUAUUCCCUAUUCCUUAAUGAAAGUCGAUCCAGCUUCCUGGAUGAAAAUGGUUACAAAAUAUAAAGCGUCAGUAGCUGUGGUGAAAUCUCGAGACAUGCAUUGGGGUUUAUUAGCCCAGAAAGAUCAUAAAGAUAUUAAUUUUACAUCACUACGAUUAUUAUUAGUAGCUGAUGGUGCUAAUCCCUGGUCUUUAACAUCAUGUGAUUCCUUCCUAAGUGCUUUCCAGAGUAAAGGUUUACGACCUGAGUCUAUUUGUCCGUGUGCCAGUUCUUCUGAAGCUUUAACUGUAUCUGUUAGAAGACCUGGUAGGACAAGUUCUAGUGCAACUGGCCGUGGUAUAUUAUCUAUGCAGGGUUUGAGUUAUGGUGUUGUUAGAGUUGAUAGUGAGAACAGUCUAACAUCUCUAACUCUACAAGACUGUGGUCAGGUGAUGCCGGGAGCUGUGAUGGUGGUAAUAAAAUUAGACGGUGCUCCAAUCUUAUGUAAAACAGACGAAGUAGGAGAAUUAUGUGUAUGUGCUGGUUACACUGGGUCUGGAUAUUGGGGACUACAGGGUAUUACCAGUGCUACAUUCCAGGUGGAACCUCUCCAUGCAGAUGGUCGACCAAUCGGUGAUAAUCUUUAUGUAAGAACUGGUUUGAUUGGCUUCCUAGGUCCGGGAGGUUUAGUGUUUGUGUGUGGUAGUAAGGAAGGGUUAAUGCAAAUAGGAACCCGACGUCAUAAUACUGAUGACAUCAUUGCAACUGUUUUGGCUGUGGAACCAAUGAAAUUUAUAUAUAGAGGAAGGUAA
Messenger RNA from Patella vulgata (common limpet), 2630 nucleotides. RefSeq names its product disco-interacting protein 2 homolog C. The transcript is spliced from 22 exons. The record is from RefSeq and is a predicted model, not a curated record. NCBI's taxonomy places the organism in Eukaryota, Metazoa, Mollusca, Gastropoda, Patellidae. Bases 129 to 2630 code for a protein of 833 amino acids.